UGAUUAGUUGUGGCUGGAGGUUCCACUGCCAGGCCGGUGUAGUCGAUCCGGAAACGAGGAUGGACAAUCUGCAGGGCGACGGAAGUUGCCCGCAUCCUCAUCAGUGAACUUAUGGAGAGGCGGGUUUGAGGAUACCGGUCUCCAUGGUAACACAGUCCUGCUCCAGCUGCCAUGUUCUCCAUCAAUUUGUCAACAUCCCCCGGUUGUUGUGGUGCUGGUGGUGUUGGUGGUGGUGACGCUGCAGCUGCCAUGGCAACCCAGGGAUCCGAGCAGGCUCUGCUGGCCUCGGACCGCUACGCCAGGCUCAUCCUGGCCCAGAUGAACAAAAUGCGGCUCCGCGCCGACUUCUGCGACGUGGGGCUGAAGGUCGGCGACCGCGUCUUCAGGGUCCACCGGCUGGUGCUCGCCGCCAGCAGUCCAUACUUCUCUGCCCUGUUCUCCGGGGGGAUGAGAGAGGUGGACAAGGAGGAGGUGCAGAUCCUCGGUGUGGAGACGGAAGUCUUUGAGGUGCUGCUGGACUUCAUAUACACAGGUGUGAUCAGCGUGACUGUGGAGAAUGUCCAGGAGCUCAUGGUUGCUGCAGACAUGCUGCAGCUGACUGAGGUGGUGUCUGUCUGCGGAGAGUUUCUCAAGGGCCACAUGGACCCGUCCAACUGUGUGGGCAUCUUUCAGUUCCUGGAGCAGAUUGCCUGCAUGGACAUGCUGGAGUUCACUGAGAACUACAUCCAUGUGCACUUUCUGGAGGUGUGCAUUACGGAGGAGUUCAGGGGCCUGUCGAAGGAUCAGUUGGUCAGGCUGCUACGAAGUGAAGAGCUGAGGAUUGAGGAUGAGUACCAGGUAUUCACCGCAGCCAUGGACUGGGCUCUGCAAGACGUGGCAAAGAGGAAAAAACAUGUGGUGGAAGUGCUGGAACCAGUCCGCUUCCCCCUGCUCUCCCCACAGAGACUGUUCAAGUACAUAGAGGGUAUUACUGACUUUAGCCUGAGGGUGGCACUGCAGACUCUGCUGAAGGAAUACACCGAGGUCUCAAAGUCUCCCAAAGAAAACAAGAUGUACAGUCAGCUACAGCCAGCCAAGAUGAGACCCAGAAGAAAAGCCAGGAAAUACCUCUAUGCCAUAGGAGGUUACACUCGGCUGCAAGGCGGUCGCUGGAGCGACAGCAGGGCGUUGAGCUGCGUUGAGCGCUUCGACACCUUCAACCAGUACUGGACCACUGUGUCAUCUCUGCACCAGGCCCGCAGUGGUCUGGGGGUCGCAGUCAUGGAGGGUAUGAUCUACGUGGUGGGAGGGGAGAAAGACUCAAUGAUUUUUGACUGCACAGAGAGAUAUGACCCGGUGACCAAGCAGUGGGCCGCUGUUGCGUCUCUGAACUUUCCUCGCUGUGGAGUUGGCGUCUGCCCGUGUCAUGGAGCUCUGUACGCACUCGGUGGUUGGAUCGGCUCUGAGAUCGGGAAGACAAUGGAACGAUACGAUCCAGAGGAGAACAAGUGGGAGGUGAUCGGCAGCAUGGCUGUUCCCCGUUACUACUUCGGAUGCUGUGAGCUACAAGGGUUCAUUUAUGUGAUCGGAGGAAUAAGUGAUGAAGGGAUGGAGCUGCGCUCGGCCGAGGUGUAUGACCCCAUCUCCCGCCGGUGGAGUGCCCUGCCCGUCAUGGUCACACGUCGAGCCUAUGUGGGUGUUGCCUGCCUCAAUAACUGCAUCUAUGCGGUGGGUGGCUGGAAUGAGGCGCUGGGUGCCCUGGAGACGGUGGAGAAAUUCUGUCCUGAAGAGGAAAAAUGGAUGGAGGUGGCGCCAAUGUCCACUGCACGUGCAGGCGUCUCGGUGUCGGCGGUUAACGGGCUGUUGUACGUGGUCGGGGGCAGGGCCGCCAGCAGAGACUUCUCUGCCCCGGUGACAGUGGACUCAGUGGAAAUCUAUGACCCUCACCUGGAUACCUGGACUGAGGUCGGCAACAUGAUCACCAGCCGCUGUGACGGAGGGCUGGCUGUGCUCUGAUAUACAGCAAUGUUCAGAUUCAGACUAUGAAAUAUUCAUAUCAGCCCCUGAAACAUCCCCAGACUGCAUCAACUGAAGAGAAGCUGCACCUUAUAAACACAUAAGUGUUUGUUUUUUCUCAUGUAGACUUUCCUUUCAUCCUUUGUGUUAUUUAUACAUGGAUCAGACUAAGUUUUCCUGAUUAUGAGGAUAAUUUUCCACUGCAGCAGAUUAUACUUUUGAUUGACCAGAGUUUUUCUCCAUCGGUGUCCAGGUCCUGUGGGGGAUGUGAACACUGUCCUAGGCUAAGAUGUGAAAGCACUAUUCUUACAUUUUUUGUUUAUCCUCAGAGGAAUAUUUGAGGUGUGUGCAUUGCUACUUGGAAAAUGUAUUGAACCACUUUAGGCCUAUUUGAUGAUGGAACCAAAGGAAACGUGGGGUGAUUUCUGUAAAUAACUGUAAACUUGAACAGCGCACCACUGUUGUCACACCAGCGCAGUGAUCACUCAUUUUUCCACUGGAUUGUUUUAUAUUUACAGUCAGCUGCAUAAGUAUUUGGACAGUGACACUUUAAAAAAUAUACUUUUGCCUCUGCACACACCGCCACUAUUUUUUUGAUUGAUUUUAAAUUAAGUGAUCAAGUUGUGAUUGAGUUGUAGACUUUCAGGUUUAAUUCAACCUUUGCAUUAACCAUUUAGGAAUUUCAGCCAUUCUUCCCCAUGGUUCCAAGAUUUAGAAGUAAUUGGACAUUUGACUGACGAGCAAUUUAAUGGGGGUGUGGCCUAUUCCCUCGUUAUCCCACGAAAUAUGAAGGAGAUUAAAGAUCUGGAGGUUGAUUCAAAUUGUUGAACUUGCAUUUGGAAGCUGUUCAGUGGAAUUCUCGAUAGGUGUCGAUGUAUGCGGGCCAUCAUUAGGCUGAAAAAAAAACUGUCAGAGAGAUGGCAAAAAUAUGGAUGUGGAUAUUCACAGACUUUUUCCUUGAAGUGAAAAAAAACCUCAACAUCCAGCCAAGUCAAGAACAUUCUCAAGGAAGUAGUGUAACAUUGUCAAAGUCUACCAUCAACAGACGCAAUGUAAAUGGAGAAUUGACAACAAGGUGUAAACCACUGGUGACUUUGCCAGAAAGGCUGCCCAGUUCUGGAAUAAGAUUCUUUGGACAGAUGACACCGAAAUAAACUUGUACAAGAAUGAUGGGAGGUGAAAAGUAUGGAGAUGAUGAUCUGCAGCAUACUACGUCAUCUGUCAACCAUGGCCGUGUUGUGGCAUGGGCAUGCAUGGCUGCCGGUGGAACUGGGUCACUGGUGUUUAUUGAUGAUGACUGCUGACGGAAGGAGCUGGAUCCUCAGUGAGGUGUACAAGUACAUGGCUUGUGCUCAGAUUCAGCCAAAUUCUGACAAACUGGUAGGACAGCAGCAUUUCAACACAUACUGCUAGAGCAACCGAAGAUGUUCUUGGGGCAAAGAAAUGGGACUUUCUACAGUGAGGCCAAGUCAACCGCCUGAUCUCAACUGAAUAGACCAGGAUUUUUUGGGGGGCUACUGAAGACAAAACUGAAGGCAGAAAGUCUUACAAACCAGCAGCACCUGAAGGCAGCAGCAGUAAAGGCCUGGCAAAGCAUCUCAGGGGAUGUGGUGACAUCCUUGGGUCCCAGACUUCAGGCAGUCUGCAAAGGAUGUUCAUCAAAGUAUUAAAAAAACCAACUUAUAUUUAUAAUAAUGUCAGUUUAUCCAAUUAAUGUUGAGCUUCUGAAAAUGGAGGGACUAUGCAUAAGAAUGGCCAAAUGGUUAAUGCAAUAUUUCUGUUGAAGCUGAAAGUCUACACUUAGAUCAGAUCAUGAUUGUUUCUUUUCAAAUCCAUUGUGGUCGUGUUUAGAGGCAAAAUUUCCACCGUCCAAAUACUUCUGGACCUGACUGUAUGCUUGUGCCUCUUCGUAAAUAUUCACGCUUAAAAAAAAGAAAAUUGUGAACAUGGAUAAUUUCACUCACUGGCUGCACCUGAACUGACUAGAAUUCACAUUUCAUCUGUCACAUGUUGAUACACAUGGAAAUAAUUGAGAAUGUUGUAUUUUACCUUGUGUCCACCAAGUACUGUUAGUGUCCUCUUUGGAUUUUGUCACAUUAGCACAUGUAACAUUGAGGCGCUGCACAGUGACAGUAUUGCCCAUCGUGUAACUGUUCUCCCUUUCCAAGGAUCAAAAUAUUCAUAUUUCGGAAUAGAAAUUACAUAUUUUAUCGUUUGCUUUUCAUAUUGAAUAGAUUAAAUAAAAAAGUUGGCGUUUGUGCUAGGUUUAAAAUUAA
Scophthalmus maximus (turbot) is the source of this 4271-nucleotide messenger RNA. It is a transcript of the gene klhl27, whose product is annotated as intracisternal A particle-promoted polypeptide. The record is from RefSeq and is a predicted model, not a curated record. The coding region runs from base 172 to 1995 and encodes 607 amino acids. The transcript has 10 exons. Lineage: Eukaryota; Metazoa; Chordata; Actinopteri; Pleuronectiformes; Scophthalmidae. Gene Ontology annotation, molecular function: actin binding.